Molecule: messenger RNA, 1275 nt
Organism: Recurvomyces mirabilis
Lineage: Eukaryota; Fungi; Ascomycota; Dothideomycetes; Mycosphaerellales; Teratosphaeriaceae
Exons: 1
Coding region: 1-1275 (424 amino acids)
Source: RefSeq, a predicted model, not a curated record
AUGCCGGAAAGCACGAGACAGGAGUCCAAAGGUCCAUGUCUCGAAUAUGGCUGCUCGAAGUUUGCCUCUUUCCAGGAUCCUGAGCUGAAUGGCAUCAGUGCUGACCUACGAAACCAGAUCCAUCCUAUCUUCCAUCUUAACAAGUUUGCCGACAACAUGGACUGCGAUGUCUUGGAAACGCCUCUCCGACUGGCAACAAGACUUCUGCUGAGUGACAAGCUGGUCCCGUUCAUCAACACGAUCACUGGUGGGGUGAUAGUAGCGCUGGACGGUCCACUUGCUGGUCAACUGAUCGAUAGCAUAGAAAAGGUCUGCGCAUACAGGGAGAAUGAGUUUGGUGGAGUGGACAUAGGUUCAAAUGCAUGUGCUUUCUACCCCAAAGCCGCCGAUUGCAAUCCGGGCAUUACCGACACACAGCGACAAGCCGCCCACCAUGCAAUCGAUAGACUCGAGCCUUUGAUCGAUUAUCUCGCGGCAGGAAAACAGCUUUCGGUGUCGGCCGCAAGGGUGCUUACAUCGAGUGGUCCCCUCACCAAGACUAUGACCUCACACUGGCCUGACGGUCAGAUAAUGAAGAUCGCAAUCGGCGCAUGCUACGAUCAGCUCAGUUCGAAGCACUACGCCUAUUUCGAGACAGAGGACCUGUACCGGACAUCAGCGAUGGCGGAAGCUCUUCUCAUGGAACGUAUCAUGUUCGCCAUCGUCCUGCUGCAUGAAAUCGGCCAUGCAUUUGGUAAUGCUGCUGGCGGUGGCCGUGGCAGAGCUGAGCCCUUCUACAAGGGUAGCUUUAUUUCCGAGCUUGGCAAAGAGCUAGAAGGUGAGCUUUUUGGCGGCUCUGUUACCAACAGUAAUUAUGUGCACCAGCAGGAGAUGUGCGUUCAUCAAACCGAGAGCUCUAGCCGACGGCGAUGCUUCACGGUGAUGGACUGGCCAGGAGCUUACUACAUCAAUACAUAUACCAAGCAGGGCCAACUCAACUACUAUCCCCGUCCGUGGAGGUUCGACACGAUGUGGCGCAUCCCCAUGGCCUGGAUGGAAAAGCUUUUUACCACGGAGUUCUGGGACAACGAGGUUGCUUCGCAUGGUGUGGCUGCUCUUGAGCUCCCCAGCACUAUGGGCUGGACUUUCGCCGAUGAUCAGCAUUUGGGAGGGAAUGAGCGUGACUCCCCGCUGCGAGCCGUGCGCAAUGGUGAUCCUUUGUUGCCGAAGCUUGUGAGGAGAGAGGCUAGGAGGGCUCACAUUCAUCCUGAGGCGGAUCACUACGCACCACUCUGA